AUCAGCAGUGUUGCCAUGGCAAACUUCGAUGUCGUCGUCGUUGGAAUUGGAGGACAUGGCAGUGCAGCUCUCUAUCACCUUGCUAAGCGGGGUUUCAAGGUCCUGGGACUGGAGCAGUUCUCAAUCGCUCACGAUCUUGGAUCCUCGCAUGGCCACUCACGUAUAAUACGCCUUCAAUACCAUGAACAUCCAGACUAUGUGCCGCUCCUGCGUCGCGCUUACGAGCUGUGGCACAAAUUAGAGGCUGAAUCAGGCCAGGUAGCCCUCUUCCUUGAAAGAAAUCAACUGCUUUACACUACAGGGUGCUUGGAAUUUGCUGAUAAGGCCAAUGCAGACAGCGUCUUCGCUAAUGCUCUAAGGUCUGCCAUGGAGCAUGGCCUUGAGCAUGAGGUCUUAUCGUCUGAAGAAGCGAAUGCAAGAUUUCCGGGAUUUCACAUUCCGUCAAAUUUCAUGGCAUUGUACCAGCCACAAGGUGGCAUCCUCAGUCCAGAAAAAUGCAUCAAAGCUCAUGUUGAAAGAGCAGUGCAGCACGGAGCUACUGUGCACACGGAAGAAAAGGUGCUUGCUUGGCACGUCUUGCCGUCAGGCAAUGUUGAAGUGAGGACAGCGAAGGGAGCAUACACGGCAUCGAAGCUAGUAGUCACAGCUGGUGCUUGGAUCCCGCAACUUGUACCAGAACUGCAGGGGAUUGCGGCUGUGCAAAGGCAGGUGAUUGGAUGGUUUGAAGUGUCAGACCAUGAAGCAUUCAGCACAGAUAACUUUCCGGUCUUCAUUUUGGAGGAUGAGACGCUGGGAGAAUAUUACGGCUUCCCUGAAUUUGAUGGGCUUCCAGGCAUGAAAAUUGGAAAGUUCUACCAUUUGUAUGAGCCUUGCGAACAGCCUGACAACUUGACCCGCAUCAUCACCUCUGCUGAUGAAGAGGUGCUCCGGGCGGCCGUGAAAAAGUACUUCCCCAAGGCUGAUGGGAAGAUGUGCAAAGCUGUCGCUUGCAUGUUCACAAACACACCUGACAAGCGAUUUAUUGUGGACUUCCAUCCUGAGCACCCACAGGUAGUGCUGUGUUCAGCGUGCUCGGGGCACGGCUACAAGUUUUGCAGCGUGAUUGGAGAGAUACUUGCAGAUCUGGUGGUUAAGGGGUCCACAGCACUAAAUAUCGACCUCCACAGAAUCAGCAAGUCCAGAAAGGCUACUCGAGACAUUGCAGGAUCCUUGAGUAGAUGA
Molecule: messenger RNA, 1221 nt
Organism: Coccomyxa subellipsoidea C-169
Lineage: Eukaryota; Viridiplantae; Chlorophyta; Trebouxiophyceae; Coccomyxaceae
Product: sarcosine oxidase
Exons: 8
Molecular function (GO): sarcosine oxidase activity; flavin adenine dinucleotide binding
Source: RefSeq, a predicted model, not a curated record